AUGCUUAAAAUUCACCUUGAAGAGGAGAAUACUCAAAGGCUUGCAGUAGAGACCCAACUUAGGGGAAGCGAUAUUAACACAAGUUGUGCAAGACUCAAAGCUCUACCUGAAGACAAGGGCAAGGCACCAGACCGAUCUGCAGAGUAUGAAGAAUAUGAUGACCUUGUGAUAAAGCUUCAUAAUUGGGAAUGCAUGAUAGGCAAAAAGGAUGAGAUGAUUCAGAACUUAGUCUUGAAGUCAGAUGGUGAGAGGACAAAAAAUUUGUUGAAGGAGACCAAAGCUUGGAGUGAUAAGAACUUGGGGCAUGGACCUUUGAAAUAUUUGGAAAUAGAGGAUUAG
Molecule: messenger RNA, 339 nt
Organism: Vicia faba (fava bean)
Lineage: Eukaryota; Viridiplantae; Streptophyta; Magnoliopsida; Fabales; Fabaceae
Source: the annotation of a GenBank genome assembly